Pomacea canaliculata is the source of this 7225-nucleotide messenger RNA. RefSeq names its product cold shock domain-containing protein E1-like. The record is from RefSeq and is a predicted model, not a curated record. Lineage: Eukaryota; Metazoa; Mollusca; Gastropoda; Architaenioglossa; Ampullariidae. Gene Ontology annotation, molecular function: nucleic acid binding.
AUUUAAUAUAUUUCAUAAGGAUGUUUGAGAAUUUCAUAAAGAACUAUCUUUUUGUCGAGUCUUUUGUUUACAGACUAACAUGAAGAAGUAUCCUAAGAUGGCGGCAUCUGCAGUGCUGUGUGUGUAUGAUUGGGCACUUAUUUAGACUCUUAAAAGGACUGCCAAGAACAACAGGUAUUUUUUUUUACCAAGACAACGAGAACAUACCCACUAAGCCGAACAACCUGUGCCCAAUUAUCACAAGCUAGCACACACUGCAUUUCUGAGGUUCUAUUCAGCAAGACUACGCCAGGCGACAGGCAAGCGACUGAAUCACGAGGCAUUCAAGUCGAUAUUUUUGAGAAAAAGAAAAAGAAGUUUGGACUUCAAGCGACUUGUUGAGGACAGAUAUUUGUUUUGGUGUUGUGAUUGCUUUUGUUGCAUUCUUUCGACUGUUGCGCCAUGUCAGUCAAGAAGAUGAAUAGUCCUCAGUGGAAGAAAAUCCAGCCGCCUACAGUACAAGAUUCCGCCAUCUUGUCUUUCCACCAGAGCCCCAGUAACACAAAUGGUUCCCCUACCCCCCCAGCUACAACCACCUCUCCAGGUGCGAGGGAAAAGGGCUUUAUUGACAAGUGUCAGCAUUCCUACGGAUUUAUCCAAUGUUGCGACAAAGAGGACAGACUGUUCUUCCAUUACAGUGAAUAUGGUGGCAAUCUGGACACUAUGAAAGUUGGUGAUCCAGUUGAGUUCAGCGUGUCAAACGAUCGGCGGACAGGCAAGCCAAUAGCUGUGUCUGUUGUACGGUUAGAUCUGCAGACAGUGAUGCCAGAGGUGAUCAGUGAUGAACGAUUUGUUGGGACAGUCAUACAGGAGGCUAAACCUGUGAAAGGGAAGAAUGGCACAGUACUAGGGAGCCAGGAUGGGUUUGGGCGAGUGACCUAUGAACACAGUGGAGAGUGCUUUUUCCUACCAUAUGCCAUGGAAGAUGUUCAGGAACCAAAUAUCAAAAUCAAAACUGGUGACCAGGUUAUGUUCUCUAUUUCUACAGAUCCACAGACACAGACGAUUCGUGCUCGAAAUCUAGAACUUGUCAUACCACCCAGUCAGCGCUAUCAGGGUGUAGUAUGCUCUAUGAAGGAAUCUUUUGGCUUCAUUGAGCGUGCUGAUGUUGUGCGAGAAAUUUUUUUCCAUUACAGUGAAGUGCGAGAUAACAUCAAUGAUAUUCAUUUAGGCGAUGAUGUAGAGUUCAGCAUUCAAAUGAGAAAUAGCAAAGAAGUGGCAGUUGAGAUAGAGAAACUUUCCCCAGGAACAGUCAUUUUUGAAGACGUUGCCAUUGACAAGGUUAUUGGCAAGAUCUUGAAAACUCUAAAGGGGCCUAAUAAUCGUCGUCAGAGUGAUCUUCUUGGAGGCAAAAUCAUGUAUGAAACACCUUUGGGAACGGUUGAGCUGCCAUGGGGUGACAAGGAUCAACAAGGGGAUUGCACUCUUCAUCAAGGAGAUGUAGUCAGCUUCAACAUCGCUACAGACAGGCGAGAUAAACUUCAGCGUGCCACAAACAUUACCCUCCUUGAAGAAUCUUUUAUUAAGUUGGGCGAAAAGAGAGAAACGGGUCUGAUUGUCAGCCUGAAGGAAGGGUAUGGCUUCAUCCAAUGUGCAGAUCGAGAUGCCCGCAUGUUUUUCCACUUCAGUGAAUUUAUGGAUCCUCUGUUUACUCCCAAAGUACAAGAUGAAGUUGCCUUUACUGUCUUGCAGGAUCCGUCCUCUACCAAUCGAUUGGUUGCCACACGAAUCAAACCUCUUCCAAAAGGAUCUGUUUCUUUUCUUACCAUUCACCCAGCCAUGUAUAUUGGAACCAUAGACAAAGAACCUGCCACACACAAAAACCAAAACAAAAACAAGGACACAGAGACAGGCAAUAUUGUGUUUGACUAUGAAGGUGCCAUUCAGCACAUCUCUUACUCUAUAAAGGAAGUUCUGGAUCUCAAAGGUGCUCCACGCUAUGGUGACAAGGUGGAGUUCCAGAUUGGCGAGCAAAAGAACAACAGCAAGAAGGUGGCAGUCAAUGUUCGUGUGGUAAUCCGUAACAUCACAGGUCGAUGUCAAGGGUUUGUAGCUACCCUAAAGGAGAACUAUGGGUUUAUUGAAAACAGUGACCAUGACAGAGAGGUUUUCUUCCAUUACAGUGCAUAUGAUGGGAAUGCAGCAGAUCUCGAUUUAGGGGAUGAAGUUGAGUACACGCUAGCACGAAAGAGCUCCAAACUAAGUGCAGAGAAUAUCCGCAAACUGAACAAAGGAACAGUGGCACCUGAAGAAAUGCUAUGGGACAGAGGGAUACUACAAGGCAAAAUCAUUCGACCUAUGCGCAUUGUAGAUCCAGAGCAAGACGAGUAUUGUGGUCUUGUGCAAGUCGGAGAUGAAGAUGAUGAGGAGGUAGAAACCUUUCCAUAUGGCAUUACCAGCCUGGCAGAUAAACGUGACUUUCUGCAGAAGGGUGAUAUUGUGAAGUUCCAGGUGGCCAAAGUCAAACCAGCAGGUGCUGUGCGUGCCACAAAUAUAGCAGCUCUCCGUAAAUAUAUUCGUGCCAGAGUGGACUCAGUUAAAGGCCAGUUUGGCUUCCUGAACUACGAGGCUGAAGAAGGCAAGAAACUAUUCUUCCACAUGACAGAGGUUCAUGACAGUGCACAGAUCACCCCCGGUGAUGAGGUCGAGUUUGUAGUUGUUCAGAAUCAGCGCAAUGGCAAGUAUGCUGCAUGCAGUCUGCGUAAAAUCUCAGAGACACAACGACCAGAGCGCCUCAUCAGCCGCCUGAAGAGUUUGUCCGAUGAAACUGCUCCCCGCAUCAUCGUGGAACGCCAACCCCGUGGGCCAGACAGCACAAAGGGUUUUAGCAUUCCACGCACACUGUGGAAACCUCCUGCUUGAAGGCAGCAUUUAUGAGGCAUUAUAUAAGCAGAUUGUUUUUGGGUUUUUUUUUUCCUCUUCAACUCCAAAUUCUGUAGUUGAAACCGGUUCUGCUCUCUGCAGUAUUCUGCAAGGGGACAGCUAGGGAGGGUGUGGUUGGGUAAAAAUAGCUACAUUUACAUAAAAUGUGAUGGGGUAGGUGUAUAAAGGUGCAAAUGAGAGUCCAUCAGGGUCUUAUUUUUGGAGUGCUUGUGGUGCCAAGUUGAUGGCCUCUUUAUGUUUUAAAGACAGGAUUUUGGGUCACAGAAACAAGCUUUGGUAAACUUUGUUCUGCCAAAUCUUGGCAAAAUUUCAUGUCUACAUUAUAUGCCAUGCACAAGUUUUUCUCCAUUGUGAUGGAGACAGAGAUAAUAAGGUGUUUUCAGGCAAAGACAACACAAUUAAAAUAAAUGAAAAAAAGACCUUGGAUUUGUUGAUGCAGAUUUAUCUGUUGGUAGAAUAUUUCUGCUUGCACUGAGUGAGGGGGGUGCUAAAACUGUAUGAUAGGCUUUUGGUAGAGAACAGACAUAGACUUGAUCAGCUUUAAGAAAUGUGCUACUUGUUUAAAAAAUCUGAAGGGUUUUUGAUCGAUUUCUUUUCCCCCUCCUUUUUGUUUCUCUGCUUAGGAGAAGUAGAAAACUGUCAGAUAAUGAAGUAUAAAGUUAAAAGAGACCCAAAAUAAAAGUUUUAAAAAUCCAGAAUAGUAGACAUCAGGUUAAUGUAAGAGUAUAACAGAAAAGUAAAGUGCAAGGCUUCCAUCAUUCCUGAACACACUGUGCUUUGAGUUUUUAUUGCUUAAUUUUGACUGCUUUUGCAUCCGUGACCAAAGAUCACAUGACAGUUCUAUCUGACAUCAGAAGCCAGCAUGAGCAUUUAAAAGUAUGAAUUCCAUUGUUUUUACGUAUAAUGAGUAGUUUUUUUUUAAUUAGUGUGUAAUUUGUCCCCCCACACACACACACUUCCUAUGUGUUUUGUGCAAAUUCACAGUUUGCAAUAUUAACAAGACUUAACUGUCAACCAGCAAAAAGGUGACCUACCACCCCACCCACCCUGUGCUCUUCGUGUGGAGUUUCAACUACUAUGCAAAGCUUUCACAUUGAUCACAUUGAGUAGUCAGUCACUUUGUAGCUAUGAUUUCUGAUUAAAACUAUUAAAAGAAAACUUUGUGCAUAAUACUGCAUUCAACUAGGAAAGUGGAUGGCUUUGAGGAAAGGGCAGACCAGACAUAAAAGACAUGACUUUUGAUUGUUGCUUUUUUUUUUUUUUUUUUUUGUUUAUACCUGCAGCAAAGGUUGAUUCUCUUUCCCUACAUUAUCUAAAUAGAAUUUAUUGUAAAGCUUGAAAUUUUAGACAUCCUGUAAAAAGCUAUGAUUUGACAUUACAAAACAGAAUUCAUCACAGUGUAAAAGUAUGUUCUUGAACUCUAAUGUAUAUUUUUUACUACUUUUAGGAUAUUUCAGAGCAUUGACCUGGAACUUCCUCUUUCUCCACUAAAACUUAACACUGAUGCUGUUGUUACGUGAUCUGUCUGUUGACAGAGGUGAACAGUAUUAACACUUGUCCAUGUGCUGAUAGAAGACAAGUCGUUUAAAAAAAAUGCAGAGAAAGAAAUGUUAGUGGAGGCAAAGUCUUGCUCAAAUUUUGGUUCCAGAUAAAAGUUUGCAUCCUACAGGAGAGGGUUGAUGCCAUAAUUCUACAAGAAAACUUUCAGAGCAUUUUUUUCUUUUUUAAAUUUUCGUUUAGGAUUUUUUUUUUUUUUUUUUUUGAGAGGGUGGGGGAGUUGGGGUGGUGAAAGUCUUAUCUUGCAAGGCAGUAGUUUGCUUCUGGAAGAGGCUUUUCAGCUGGCUGUUAUGCAAUUUUAUUGUUACUAAGAUGUCUAAACAAAGCUUUCCCCAUACCCACAGUAUGUGAAUGAUAGGACAUUGCAUAUUAAAACAAUAUUUUCUGUGUGCCUAUGACAGCUGUCAUUAUCAGGGCUUUAGAAUCAGUUUGCUCUCUGGUAAAACUUGUGCAGAAUGAAAAUGGAAAAAAUAGCAGUUUGUGCCUUGAUUUUUGUCUCUUCAUGGUGGCUGAGGAAGAAGGGGUACUGUUAGUAGAAACAUCCAUUCCUACUCUGUAACUAUGGAAAACAUGUAGUCACACUAAAUUGGAAAGGAUUUGUGCAGUCAGACGCUACACUUCAUAUCUUUGUUCAAAAUGAUUCUGUAUAUUUAAGGUACAGCUUUGUUCUCUGUUGUGUGCCUUGUUUGAUUAACAUGCAUCAAGAGUAAGAGUUACAGUGAUUUUUGUUCAUUUUUUAGCCACCAGAUUGCUGGUCAUGUUUAGUAGUACUUGUUUGAAAGAGCUACUUGAAAGGUGGAAACAAGAGUUUUGCUUCGAUAUGCAGCUGGUUAACAUUGUUGGAUUGUAUGGGACACUCAUUGUUUCUUUAGUCAUUUAUAAAAGUACAUUUUUUUAGUUUUGGGACAGAUUGGAAGAAGUGGUAGCAGCAAAGUUUGGGGUGGGGUUGGGAAUAGAUAAAGUUGGUUACAUGGUGCUUAGUUCAAGCUUUCCUGUACACAGUUUUUUAUAUUUUAACUCUUCCUAGUCAGCUUUACAUUUAGCUGAACCUUGACUUAAAGAACACAUUAAGAAAAAUUCAUAUGUAUAUAAUAAUAAACUGCACAUUUUGCUAAAUAUCUUCAGAUUCUGGUAUUUAAAAAACAAACUUGGGAAAAGGCAUGAUUUUCUCAGGUUGAUCCAGUGUUUUGGGGGAGGGGAAAAGGAGGGCAUGACAGUUGAUUCCAGUGAAUUUUUGCAUGCGUAUGUGUGAGCCAUGUGCUGUAAAUGCACACAACAUGUAUGAUUUUGAAGCCAGUUUAAAAAAAACCUUGCGCCAGAUUCGUUGGCUUUUUUUUUUUCUGUCUGUAGUUACUUUUUCUUUAAGAUGUUAUAUGUGAGUGCCUCAUGCAGAGAACACUCUUCGAAACUGUUGUUCAGAAAUAUUUUUCUUAUUCAGCUGCAAAGUUCAUCUUCUCUACAGUGCAUUACAACAUACAGGGACUGUACUUAACUGUGUGUCAUAAUCCUAAAUUUAGAGUAUGUGCAAUGCUUGUCGGAUCAACUUAGUGCAAGUGCUGUGCCUGGUGGUUGCAUUGACAUUUUAGCUGUGAACUUUUUUUUUUUUUUGAAUGAAGAAGUGCAUGCUUGAAGAAUGGAUCCUAAGUCAACUUGUCUUGAGACUUUGUAGCAUGCAUUUUUGUUCUGUUUUUACGAAGGUACCAGAUUCAUGGUACAAGAUGUAUUGUUGGUAGACUGAAGUGGAAUGCAGCAAAGAAGACUGUGUAAUAAAUUGCACAGGUCAUAGUUUCUGUAAAUCAGCAUCUGCAGAGCUUUGCAAGGUAUGUGUACUGUGGCUGUGAGAGAAUUAUUAUUCAACAUACUCAGUUCAUGCUGAAAUCGGGGUGAAAAAUCAAAGAGGUGCAUAUCAGCAGUUACAUCUGUUGUUGGAACUGUUUAGUGCAUAGUUCCAGACAAUUCAAGUUAACCAUUUGACGUUCCUCUUUGGUGCUUUUUUAAGUAUGAAAAUGCCUUUUUAAAAAAAAAUGUUACCACAGUUCUGGUUUGUAUGAAUUACAAGCGUAUGCUGCCGUUGGUAUGCACUUAUGCGAACUUGAAUAUUUUGAGGCUUUUGCCAAUGCAACCUCUUGUGGUUUUUUUUUUAAUCAAGCACAUAAAUGGUGAAGCCUGACCCCCAGCUGAUAACAUCGCUGCCAUAUGGUUUAUAUAGCGGUCAUGCCUAUGGAGAUAGCAAGCAUUUCUCUGCUGCAGGUGUUAACUAUAUAGUAAGCAGGGAGAAUUCGGGAUUGUAAAUAAACUGACCACAAAGCCCAUCCACCCUCCUGCCAACCCUUGGGUCUUGAGACACUUUCUGUGUGGGAUAAUAUUGAGAUCAAAAAAAAAGACUGCACUUGGUGAAUUGGCACUGAAGUACCCAGUGGCUUGAGGUGGUCAUAGUCAUGAAUGAAGCAGGAGCUAAUAAAAAAAAAAAAUCGAAAAGGACUUCAGGCAGCUGUUCAGCAUCGUGGUAGUGCCCCGGUCACUACUGCCAGACAUGCUGCAGAUGAUCAUCAAAAUAAGGUCACUGAAGUUUUGGGAGCUCUUUUGUGCAAUGAGGAUCUGAUGGAAAGACAGCGAUACUGACAGACUUGUUAAAAAAAAUAUAUAUCAAGGUUACUUCCUGAAAUGCAACAAACAUUUUACAAUUUGAAGUGAAAUUUUGGCUACAUUUUGCCUGAACAAACAAUAAAGGACAAGCUGUAGCACA